Molecule: messenger RNA, 6700 nt
Organism: Ceutorhynchus assimilis (cabbage seed weevil)
Lineage: Eukaryota; Metazoa; Arthropoda; Insecta; Coleoptera; Curculionidae
Source: the annotation of a GenBank genome assembly
UUUUGUGCGGGUUUGCGACUCAUCGCACGCUCGAUUUUAUAGAAUUCCAAAACCUCGAGAAACAUACGAAGUAAACGCGAGUCGAACGUCGUUCGCUCGACUGUUCGUGUCGGUCGCCCUUUAGUUCAAGUUACUCUAGAGCACGACAAACGUAUAUAUUAAUUGUUUUUGUUUUUUUUUGUUUGGACUAAUUUUUAGUGAUUAAGGUACUUUUUUUAAUGUGAACUAAGUAUUUGGAUUAUUCUGACUAAGUGCUGUUUUUGGUUAUUUUGUUGGUGGACUGGAGUCAAAUUAUUCUAAAGUCGACUGCUCAGCAAAGGACCAAAAGGAAUGUUGCAAGAUUUAUGCUGGCAACAAUGGCUACUGUCACAUCUGGGAUAUUGUCGCCGAAUUCUUAUGUUUUGAACCCAGAUGCAGUAGCACUAAAACUCGCCCAGCAUCCGGAACCCAUGGACACCUACCACCACAGACACCCUUUUACGCACGCUACCUACUCAGAAUCCCACCACUCUAGUGACUCAGAACAAGAAGUGCCAUACACGCCAGCGUCCCCUAACAGACCACUCAACAUUUCCGAACCAAAGAGAAACAAAAGAAAAAACUUUAAACCUCGGUGUUCGCAAAAUCUACCUUCUGAAGAAGAAGUAUUGAAUCUAAGCGAAUAUAAUGAAAAUAAUAAUGUUAAUAACAAUGUGAGGCGUCGCAAGCCUUUGGCAGGUCCAAGAAAAAUUAUGCAAGAUCCUAGUUUCACUCCUAUGGAUUUGAGUGGCUCUAAGCCCGACUCUGAAGCCUCAGAACGAUUAAGUAAUGACUCGGAACUGUUAAGUCAAGGCUCUGAAACUAAAAACGACUCGGAUAAUUCUGAUUCGGACGACUUCAAUACUGAAAACUAUAGAACGCACUCAGAAAAUGAGGAAGCCAAAGAUGACGACUCGGAAGAAAACGAUUCGACUAAAAUUCCGAGUAGUUUUUCCAUACAUAACCUAAGCAAACCUCACGUUUCUGAUCCAUCGGGUUUAGUUCAGAAUCUAAGUCCUGAUCAGAUAUCGGAAAUGCGUAAUUACGCUAUGAAUACAAUGAGGGAACUACUGGGCAUUUAUGGUUUAACUUCAGAAGUGGCCGAAAGUAUAUCCAGGCAGUUACCAUUAGCGGCAUUUGCUACGGGUAAAAUCUUCGAGAACCUCUCAUUAACUCCAACUCAGAAACCUCAAACGUCGCUGAGCGAACCUCCAACGCCACCUUCAACGCCUCUAUCGCCAAAAAACGCUGCGGAAUCAACGCGAAGCACGCCCUUCACUCAAACUACGGCCGCUAGUCAUUUCGCCACCAUGGGACUGAAACUACCUCAAACUCACACACCCUCCAGCUUGACUCACACCCCCACGACCAAUUCCCAUGUUCAAAAUUUCCCGUUGAACUUGAAUUUGAAAAAAGAGUUGGCUAAUGGAUUUGAUGGAGGAGAGUUUUCGUUCGAGGAGGGUUUCAGGAGUAAGAUUGAGGCCGAGAGUAGGUCUGAAGAUGGAAGGCAUACUACGGGUAUUUUCUCGGGAAAUAUUGCAUUUCCUCACCUAAACAAGACUGAUAGUUUGUCCCCUCCGCCUAUGGAAUCUCCUUUGAGUGCAAUGUUGCACCAAUCGAUGUCAACUUCUUUACACUCCCGCGACUCCUUAUCAACAUCUGGUCUUCUACUGAACAAGUCCUCUACAAAUGUAGACUACUCCAAGUACGUCAAAAAGUUUUCAUCUAGCAUCGACUGCGGCAGCACCUACUGCAAAGACCUCAACUACAGAGAGCAUUUCCAUUGUUUAGACUGCAACUCUCGCGUUUUUAUCAAAAAAGAAGAAAUGAUCCGUCAUUUUAAAUGGCACAAGAAACGCGACGAGUCUCUACAGCACGGUUUUAUGCGCUACAGUCCAUUGGACGACUGCAGUGACAAAUACUCUAAUUGUACGCACAAUAAAAAACAAACUCACUAUCAUUGCAUCCAAGAAAAUUGUGAUAAGGUUUACAUAUCAACUAGUGACGUGCAGAUGCAUAGUAAUUAUCACAGAAAGGAUAGUGCUAUUAUGCAAGAAGGAUUUCAGAGAUAUAGAGCGACUGAAGAAUGUGGUGCCUCUUAUUGUGCAUUUUUUGGACAGAGAACUACGCAUUUUCAUUGUAGAAGGACUGGGUGCAGAUAUACUUUUAAAAAUAAAUCUGAUAUGGAAAAGCACAAAACUUACCAUAUUAAAGACGAACAACUCGCCCGUGACGGUUUCAAAAAAUUCAUGAAAAACGAAGCAUGCCCCUUCGAAAAUUGUCGCUUUUCGAAAGUUUGUAAUCACAUCCAUUGCAUCCGACCACAGUGCUCUUACGUCCUCCAUAGCUCUGGCCAACUGUUUUCUCACAAGAGAAAACACGAACGGAAAGAUAGCGAAUUAGCUUACAGAAAAUAUAAAUUAGCUCAAAGUAUGAUGAAAACUUUGUCCGAAGGCGGAAGUGUUCCUGCUCAAACAAGUGCCGGACAAAUAAAUCCUUUUUUAAGUAGAGAUUAUGAAGCUCAAAUUGAUAUAGCUAAUUUUUACAAUCAACAAAACUCUUUAUCCAAUAUGUCGAACAUAUCAAACACUGAAAGUUUAAGCGAUAGGAACUCUCCAUUGAGCUACAAUGAUGAGUCAGAAGGUGCAUUGGCAAUGGACUUGAGUGCUAGUGAAGCUUCUAAUUUUCCCACUCAAGAAGACACUUUAUUAGUUGAAAAUUUUUGGAGAAAAUAUUUUCAAUUUAUACCAGAAGGUCAACCAUGUAACUUAAAAGACAACUGUGACUAUAAUUUCACAGAGCAUUUUCAUUGCCUGCAAGAUAAUUGUGAAGUUACUCUAACAAAUAAAGAAGGUGCUAGAGAGCAUUCAAGAAAUCACGAACAACAAGAAAUCAUUACAGAUAAUUACUUUUCGUUAUCAGAAAUCAAUGAGCCUUGUGAAGAUCAAAGUUGCAUCUAUCAAAACAAAGAAAAACAUUAUCAUUGCAACUUGGAUAAUUGUCGUGAAAUCAUUUUAUCUUCCGAUAAACCCUUUAGACGUUUGGAGCAUUAUAAAAUGCACCAGUACAGUCAAAAAUUGAGUUUGACUAAAGAUCCUUUAACUGCUACUCAUUUAGCAACAAGCAUUGAUGGAAUGUUUUGUCGAAAACGUGGAAGACCUCCAAAAAAUCGUGUCAUUGAAGUUUGGAAUAAUGAUUAUAACCCACAAAGCCUUAUGGAGAGUCCUCAAGCGAUUUUUACUAGUUUCAAACUACCAAAACCAUCUACAACUCCAUCAAAUAUCAAAGAGGUAAUGGAAAAUGAUGAAGACGAUCAAAGAAGUCAUCAUUUUAGUGUCGAUUAUGCAAAUAUUCUACAAUCUUUUGAUAGUUAUAGUGAAAACACUAAAUGCCCUGACACAUUGUGCUCUUAUUUAGGCGCAGCACACUUCCAUUGCAACAGAAAACGUUGCUUAUGCUCCACCGAUCAAAUGGAAUACCUUAUAAACCACGCCAAAGACUUCCAUGAAAAUCUUGAAAUCCUGGAAGGUUUUGAAUUCUACGAUCGCAUGGUUGAUUGUAGACUACAAGGGUGCGCAUCUAAUAAAAUCAACAGGCAUUUUCAUUGCACGCGUCCGAAUUGCAACUAUAGCUUCGUACAAUACAGUCAAAUGACUAUUCAUAAUCAAAAACAUGAAGCCGGUCCUAAUUUUCCAAGUAUUAGGGUGAAAAGCGAGGACUUGUUAGUGGAAAAAGAAGAAGCUAAAGGUCACGGUAUGGAAUUGGCUGGAGCUGUUAACAUGAGUCAGGGUCAGGAUAAUAUUAAUAAAGUUUCAGUGGUGAGGGCUUCGGGGACCUUUUACCCUAUUUCUACGUUACCACCGGUAUCGGUGGAACAGCGAUCUUCACCGACCAAUCAUGUCAUUUUGACAGAUCAUUCUCAAACUCUACCUUCAUCAUUCGAUCCUCUAAGUGCUCCAUCUACGACCCUCUACGGACCGGAAAUCUCUUGCAGCCGUCCGUUUUGUAAACUAAAACGCAAGCCCCAUUAUCAUUGCAACGCUUGCAAUCAAGCAUUUUCCGAAUUGGACAAGUUGCUACCUCACGUUGCACGCCAUAGUAAUAGUGCUUUCCAAGUUUCACCGAUCAGACCGAAUGAAACAAAUACCUCGGAGAGGGAUGGUGAAGGCAAUAAUAAUGGUGUCAGAGAAAGAGGAGAGAGUAGUCCGGAAAAUUUUAAUUUAGAGAGGAGGAGUAGUGAGACGCAGCAGAAGAUCAGUGUGGCUAGUUUGUCAAGUUUGCAAGGCAAUAAUCAGGUUUCUUUAGACAAACACCAGACGCCUAAAGAACCUUCUACACCCGAAGGUACCCCUUACUUUUCGACGCCAACCUUUGAUGCUUACAACCAUUUCAGUCAAUUUCCACCAAAUUUCGCUACUCAAAUCGCUCUGAUGCAACAACAAAACGCCUUUUUGCCCCAAAGCUUAUAUCAACAAGCCAUCCCUUCACAAAUUAUGUUUCAACAUGCUCAAUUGAUGCAGAGUCCUCUUUUGGGGCAUCAGAACAUCAAUGCUUUUCCGGCUGAAAAUCUUACGUCCCCUUUGGCAGCAAUGGCAGCCAAUCUCAACAAAAGAUCGAUGAGUCCUCAUGAUAUGAGUCCUGAUGCCAAAAAAGCCAGAAUCCAGAAUUCGAUGAGGAUUUUGAAAGAUGAACCUGUUCCAGCUGGUUACCUGAGGUUCAGAUUCAAUGAGGAUUGCAAAUAUCAACAUUGUGGCUACAGAGAGCACCAAACUCACUUCCACUGUCAAAGACAAGAUUGCGGGUACUCGUUUUGUGACAAGACCAGAUUCGUGCAACAUACUGCUCGCCACGAAAGGCUGGAUACUCUGAUGGGUGGCGAUUUCCAGCAAUACAGGGCUAAUGUUGCUUGUGGAAGGCAGGAUUGUGCUUAUACUGCUAAUUUAGGUUCUACCCAAAACAAAGCAUCUCAUUUCCACUGUCUCAAAUGUGAAUUCGUUUGUACCGAUACCAACAAAGUGGUCGCUCACAGACGUCAGCACCAAAAACUGGACAGCAUCCAAGCUGCAGGGUUCGAAAAAUUUACCCCCAGCCAAGUAUGUCGAGUACAGAACUGCCAGCACAGCGGCAAACAGACGCACUAUCACUGUUUGAGCUGCCAAUAUGCUGUAUUGGGCCUGGCGCAGAUGAGUGCCCAUAAAUACAGACAUAUGGAAGGAUGAAGUAAGGAACAUAUCAUAAAUAAAAAAUCGAGCAAUACUUUCAUGUAAAUUAAAAAGGAGACAAGGAUAAUGUACAAAUUUUUUUUAGUCCUAUAAGUUUUUGCGAUAAUAAUUAUUGUAAAUAAUUUAUUUGUACAAAAUGUGAAAAGAUAUAUUACCUCAUGAGGAGUGUUUGUGUGUAAGUUAGACUCAAAGUUAAAAUAAAUGGCCUAAAUGUCAAGAAAUAUUCUAAAAAAUAGCUCAUAAUAAGUAUUUGGUAGCAAUUUCAAGUGCAUAGAUUCUGUUGUUGCCAUUUAUCUUACAUUUGACAACAAUGGGAUUUUAAUUGAAAACUCAUGCCCUUUUACAUCGCCUUUUAAAAAAAAUAAAAUGCUAAUUUUUGAAAUCUUUUAAUUUGUCUAUCUAUUUACCCAUUAUCGAUACAUAUUCAAGAGUUAGCAUUUUUUUGCAAAUUGAAGGGCAACAUUAUACUAUACCUACCAGUUUGUGAUAAGUUUAAAAAAAGAGUUUUUAGUAUUCUACUAUAAUAUUUAAGCACAAAAAAUUAAAAUAUAUAUAUUUAUAGAUAGAUUUUUAGGGAUCAAAUUCUUGUAACAGAAUAAAAGACAAAACAAUGUAGUAUUUCUAGAAUCUUUAGUUCUUCUUAUUUUUCUUAGAGGUUUAUAUUUUAGAUUUAGCGUUACCUACAUAAUAUAGAAGAGGCCUUUUUUGCGAAUAAACUAGAUAGAUUUUGUGCCUUAGGGAAAAGACAUAUAAUAAAAUAAUCAUGUGCCUUUUUGGUACCCACAGUUUUUUCAUAGAAAUUUUAAUUUUUUUAUUAGACAGAAAACAAAAAAUGUCAUUCCAUAUUGUACCACAUGUGCCAUAAUAUACAAUACAAAACAACAGUUUGUAGUUUUUCGUAGAUGAUAAAAAAAUACUUAUUAAUUAAUUAUUAUCCUUUUUUUUUCUGUAUUAUUUUCAUGUGAAUCGUUUGCCAUAUAAUUUAUUGUAGGCCGCUUUAUUUUUUUCUUUUGUUCAUAGCUAGUCUUUUGUUUUUCUCUUUCUUUUGUUUAUUUUAAUUGUAAAUAUUUAUUAUUUUGUGCAUGGCAAGAUCUGAUCUUCUUUUUUUUUGUUUUACAUUGACAACCUAGUUGGCAAUUUAAUAAAUGUUGUUUAGCUUUUACUUUUUGAAGUCUUGAUGAAAUACAUAGUUAUUUCAUUUUUUUUCUACAAGAAAAAUUUUACGAUUCUUUAGAGAUGCCACUAGUAUCUGUUUGUAUAUUAUUUCACUAGGUUUAUCUUUUGAUUCCUUUUGAUUUGUUCAAUAAUGGCGUUGGACAAAAUAAUUUUAUCAAGAGUGUAGUGUAUAUCUUUUACUGUGAUUAUGUUUUUUUAACUAUCAGUAUUUAAUAAAAAAUACUAUUUAUAUCAAAGAAAUUGUUUUAUUUACUCUUUACUUUAUGUUGCAGUUAUUGGGCGAC